Suillus subaureus is the source of this 4506-nucleotide messenger RNA. Its product is annotated as TPR-like protein. Gene Ontology annotation, cellular component: Ski complex. The coding region runs from base 182 to 4411 and encodes 1409 amino acids. The transcript has 16 exons. Gene Ontology annotation, molecular function: protein binding. NCBI's taxonomy places the organism in Eukaryota, Fungi, Basidiomycota, Agaricomycetes, Boletales, Suillaceae. The record is from RefSeq and is a predicted model, not a curated record.
AGACUUCCAGGAGUUCCAAGCAGUAGAUCAAUUGGGUAUAACACUUGUGAAGACAUUCUGCACGACACUUCAUUUCCACGUAAGCUUGAACACAUUACUGUCCUCACAUAGGUCAGGGCGGUUUGUACAUCUAGAGCAUCUUUCGAGCGCCAGUCGAGAUCUUGCCCGGCAACUGCAGAUCAUGUCAUCAUUCACGAAGUCCAAGUUGAAGGCAGCGAGAGAUGCUAUUGGCAAGAAAAAGUACGAACAAGCACGCGAAGCAGCCGCACAGGUUCUUGACUACGAGCCUGAUAACUAUACCGCCCAUGUGUUUCUUGGUCUUGCUCUCUUAGAACUCGGCCAGCACGAGAAAAGCGAGCAAGUUUAUCGAAAGGCCAUAAAGCUUAAGGAUGAUCAAGUACUUGCAUGGCAGGGUAUCGCAAAGCUUUACGAGCAAACUCACAGGUGGAACGAUUUGGCGGAUACUCUGGAACACAUAAUGCAGAUAUUCGCGAAAAAUGACGACGCCACGAAAUGUGCCGAGACCCUUCAAAAAUUCAUGGAUAUUCGCCGGCAACAUGGGACACGCGGUGAAGUCAUUCAAGCAUUGUUCCUUUACCUACCAGACUCUUCUUUGUACCCUGUUCUUUCAUCGCUUCCUCCACCCGAUGCUACAAACCCCACCUCGACCACAAUUUUUCCUACUCAAUCGGCAAUCUACAACUCACUCGCUGUCUACGAGGAGCUUAUAUCGCUAACAGAAAGAGAAGAAGAGAUGUUCAUCAAAUCUGAGUUUGACAAGCGACGCACCCGCCUUGGAGGUCCUAAGCCUGAGCAACUCAGGAGAGAUAUUGGCGUGGAGGUUUGGCACUCAUCAAAGCUUCCAACAUUAUACAAUGAUAUUCUUAAUCACCUAAAUACCUCUGACGAACUGCGACGCGCAACAGAAUCUAAACUCAUUCGAUAUAAACAACAAUUGUUCCUGGCACUCCCCUCUACUGACCCAGAGAAACGUCAACUUGGCCUGCAGCUGGAUGAGAUGGUUCACGGUAUCGUGACGAUUGGCAUUCCGGAUGAGUUUGCUUGGUGCAUGUGGUUUGAAGGAAGAGAUUCGGAUACAGUUGAGGGUCUUGGUCUUGCGUAUCUCAAGCAGUUCAUAGAACUCUUCCCAACAAGUACAUUAGCGCGGAUGUUGACAGGAUACCUUGCAUACAGCAAGGCUGCCCAUGAUGACGAAGGAUUAACAGAAGAACUGACCUUUGCGGUGGAUAGCGACCCCUAUGGCAUUAUUCUUGACGCCUUUUCAGCACUCCCGGACUCAUUGCUAGCGAACAUGAUCGCAGCUCGAGUCCAUUUACAAGAACUCGAAUACACAGAUGCCAUCAAAGUUGCUGAAAGCGGACUGGAAUUGAUACGCAGGUAUGAGUCAAACACAGCCCGUGAACUCCGAGAAGUGCGCAAGGCCUUUCACAUUAUCCUGGCCACAUCCUUCGUCCACCUAUUUCCUCCCAAGCACCACCCUCGCGCUCUUUAUUUCUUAAACGACGUCCUAAAGCAAGAUCCCACCAAUGUGGACGGAUUGAUAGGGAAGGGGUAUGUUUUUCAGUAUAGUGAAAAGUGGGAGGAGGCGGAGGUGCUAUUUGCGCAAGCGGCGAAGCAGCUCCCUGAUGAUGUGGACAAAGGCGUGGAAGCAAAAGAGGAGAGUGCGUGGUGCCUUAGUCGGAUGCAUGCGGAUGCUGGCGUAGAUGCUCUGAAAGAGGUCUUUGAGACCUUGAAGGAUAUCGAGGAUCGUGACAUUGAUAAAGCUCGAUGCCUAUGGCGGAUUGGGAGAUGCUACUGGGAUCUAGGAGGAGAGUCCCGUGAGGAAGCUUUCAAAUACUUCAUCACAUCGCUCAAACAUAAUCGCGAGUAUGCGCCGGCAUACACUUCGCUAGGUGUAUAUUACUCAGAAUACGCCUCACCGCCCGACCCUACGCGAGCUUCAAAAUGUUUCCAGAAAGCAUUUGAACUUGACGCCCGUGAAGCAGAGGCCGCAAGGCGCCUUGCGGAGGGCUUCGCUGACGAGCGUGAAUGGGAUCUGGUCGAGGUGGUGGCUCGGCGUACUAUAGACGGUGAAGGCGGGAUGGGCGCGGGUAUGGAAGGAGAUGGUGCAACUUCGGGAAAGUAUCUUCCGACAAACGCGUGGGCAUGGAAGGCUCUUGGUGUUGUGGAGCUGGUGAAGAGGAACUAUGCGGAAUCCAUUAAGGCUUUUCAGAUGGCACUCCGAGCGAACGUCGAUGACCAACUCUCAUGGCUGAGACUUGGUGAAGCCUACAGUAAAGCUGGUCGUCAUGUCGCUGCCCUUAGGGCGCUUGGUCGAGCUCACGAGCUUCAACCGGACGAUUGGAUGUGUACAUACUUCAUAGGGGAAGUCCAACGACAAACGGGAAGGCUUGCAGAGGCUCUUGCCUCUUUCCAGUCUAUACUGGACGUUCGUCCCACUGAAGCCGGUAUCCUCUUAUCUGUUGCGCAGACCUACCUCGACCUAGCCCGACAUGAGCGGCUUACCGGUUUCGUUGCUCGAGCUGAGCAGUCUUUUAUCUCCUGUAUCGAUGUUAUGUUGGUCGCCAUCCGGGAAAGCCCGGGAUAUCGUGGAGUCGCCUGGAAAAUCGCCGCUGAUGCCUUGUUUGAGUUGUCGGUAAUCACUGUCUUCGCGGAUGAAAAUAACGUCCGUGCAGCCGUGACUGUAGUCUCCGAACUCAUACAGGGCCAAAGUAGUGCUCGGCUGGCUGGCCUAUUCAAGUUCACAGCUCUCUCUCCAGACGACCCUGUCACUGGACUCAACGUACUCGAAGCUGCUGUCGCUGCCUACGAUUAUCGCAUCACAGUGGGCUCUCCUGACGAAGCCGCUCUCCCAAGUUCAUUGUACGACCUUGCUGUAGCUCUGCACGAGUGGAUUUUGAAACAACCCUCUGGUACCACACGACAAGCCUUGGAGGCAGCAAACUCGUUUUUGAUUCAAGCCCUGCAAAAGGAGCCUGGAAAUGUCAGGUUCUGGGUCGCAUUGGGUGAUCUCCACUUUUCCCAGAAGCCAAAGCUGUCGCAGCAUGCAUAUAUCAAGGCGAUCGAAGUUGACAACAAGAACGUGGUGGCGUGGACCAAGACUGGUCUCCUAUACUUAUAUCAUAACGAUAUCGACUUGGCCGCUCAAGCAUUUACAAAGGCACAAACGCUCGAUCCGGAUCAUACCCUGGCUUGGAUUGGCCAAGCAUUGAUUGCAGCAGCAAACGGCCACGAAAUAGAUGCUCGUAUAUUACUUGAGCAUGCAGUGAGCAUGACAGCAGACGUGCCUAUGGCAGACCUGCAAUUUGCCUUGCGCGUUCUUACUGCCGUAAAUGAUUCGAAUUCAGUCGGUGCACCCACUACAGAUCGCCUUUUACCUGCUUUCUUCGUGCUCGGACGAUAUUCCCAGCGCUGCCCGGCUGACGCCUGCGGCCUCCAUGUCUUCGGCCUGAUUUGCGAACACCUUGGAAAACUUGAACAGGGCGUAGAAUACAUAAAUCGUGCAAUUGCUCUCCUAGAAGCAGCAUACGAGGAGAAAGAGGAUCCCAUAGUGGAGCGGCAGUUUGUCAUCGCGCACACUAACAUCGCACGGCUUCGUCUCGGAUUGCAGGACUAUGAAGGAUCGUUGGCAUCUUUCGAGAGCGCUCUAGGUCUACUUCCCGAAGAUGCAGAGCGGGAGUCACAGAUUCUACGUGUGCAAGCUCAAUGCGGGUCUGGGCUAGCGUCUUUCAAGAUGGAUGAUUUCCAAGCCGCUAUGACGGCAUUCCAAACUGCUUUGGAAAGCGCCGCUGACGAUCGCGUUCUUCGAGGCCAGGUUACUGUUCUGCUGGCACAGACAAUGUGGGCAAUUAGGACACCUGAGUUCCGGGAGUCUGCGAAGGGCUUGUUACUUGAUUGCAUCACCUCCGAUCCAGAAAAUUUGAUGGCGAUCAACACUCUGGCUGGAAUGGGGAUACUGACUGAAGACGAUGGGCUGGUUGAUGCCGCACUUUCGGAAAUUCUGUCACUCCCCGUCGAACAGAGACAUGAGCUCGAUCCUCGAAGAGACGUGACGUAUCUCCUCGUGCAACAUUAUCUUGGGCUGGGUGACUACGACAGAGCAACUAAAAUUGCCCAAAAAGCCCUCCAUGUUGAGCCUUCGAACCUCCAGAUGAGGCGAGAAGUUGCAUCUUUGUUGCUCAAGCAGGGAGAGAGAGACGCUGCAUCGGCCAUCCUAGCAUCGGUGGCACAGAACCAAGACAUUGCAGAGGAAAAGACUACCCUCGCAUUAUCAGCUCUCGCACAACCCAUACAGUCUCAAAGAAGCGCACAAAAAGCCAUCAUGCUGGAACCCGGUCAACUGCGAAAUUGGCAGACUUUGGCUUAUGUUCGAGCACAAGAAGUGUUGUAAUAUCAGGUCGGAUAAUGUACACGUAUGUAGAAAGAGAUUCAAUACCCGGCGAUCAUCCAAUAAUGUGUCUGAUGUAAAGUUCCUGUUGAAUGACA